AUGGUUCGGUCCUGUGUUGUAUAUAAAUGCCACAAUAAAGCCGACGCGGGGAGUAAGGAGAAAGGGGUCAGCUUUUUCAGAUUUCCAAAGGACAAACGAAAGCGAAAGGCUUGGGUUAAAGCCAUUCAAAGAGAUAAAUGGACACCAACUGAAGCGAGUUAUGUGUGCUCCGCCCAUUUCCAGGGAGGAUGGCACAGCGACGAUCCGGGGGACAUAAAUUUCAGGCCGACAAUUUUUUCGUACAAGGAAAAGAUCCCAAAUGAAAGAGAAAAAGCGCGGAAUCAACGAUUAGAUCGCAGGAAUAUUAUACAGGAAAUGGCUGAAGCAGAAAAUACAAGCAAGAAAAUCCUACAAAAGCACCAGGCCUUCUCCUUGAUGGUCAAUGAUUACUGUUUGCCACCAACAGCAGAAGGAGACAACAAAAGCAAUGACAACAUAAGCAAUGACAUAAACUUGGAUGACACUGACAUCAAGUCAUUUUCUGAUCAAGGUGUUCAAACGGAUCCAGAUCCUGUACACUUAGAGUGUGAACAACUCGCUCAGGAAUUGAAUAAAUGCUCUAAAGAUUUGACGAAUGCACGAUGGAAUACAGAAAAAAUCAAAGACAACGAUGCAAAAACAAAAUUCUACACUGGACUACCAACCUAUGCUGUUUUUCUUUGGCUGUUCAAUUUUCUGAAGCCUAAAGCAGAGAGGAUGGUCUACUGGACUGGUCCUUCCAAGACAGCGGGAAACCAAGAGAGGACAAGAGCGAGUACUGGCUCCUUAAAACUAAUAGACCAACUGUUUGCUGUAUUAGCAAGACUGAGGCUUGGGCUGUUUACCCAAGAUAUAGCAAAUAGAGUUGGAGUUUCAGUGGGCACUUAUUCUAAAUAUUUUACAACUUGGAUUUGUCUGUUACAUGCAGAACUCAAAAUAUUGAAUCAUUUCCCAUCUCGAGAUAUUGUAGAUUUAACUAUGCCAACAAUCUUUAAGAGAAAGUAUCCUUCUGUCAGAGUUAUAUUAGAUUGCACUGAAAUUUUUGUCCAGAGAUCCAGUAGUUUAGUUAACCAAAAUGCAACCUUUUCUAAUUACAAACAUCAUACAACCUUCAAGUUCCUCAUAGGUAUCACUCCUUCAGGCGUGAUCUCAUUUGUAUCUGAAGGAUGGGGCCGUGUUCCAGAUAAACAGAUAACUAUCAAGAGUUGUAAGGGGUUUACAAUCAGAGAAGCAUUACUGGAGAGAAAGUGUCACUUGAAUAUUCCACCUUUCAUGGGAUCAUCAGCACAGUUCUCAACUGAUCAGGUAUUUGAGACCCAAGAAAUUGCAGAGCUUCGCAUCCAUGUGGAGAGAAGUAUUGGGCGUGUAAAAAUUUUUCAUAUUUUUGACAGAGUUCUGCCCCUUUCUCUUGCACCCCUGGCCACUAAGUUGUUUAAGGUUGCAUGCUGGCUGUCAAAUUUUGAUGUGCAGAUUGUUCCUAAGUAAAUCUUGAGAUCAUUU
This is a messenger RNA of Saccostrea cuccullata (small rock oyster), 1479 nucleotides long. RefSeq lists its product as uncharacterized. The record is from RefSeq and is a predicted model, not a curated record. The transcript is spliced from 4 exons. Lineage: Eukaryota; Metazoa; Mollusca; Bivalvia; Ostreida; Ostreidae. The coding region runs from base 1 to 1464 and encodes 487 amino acids.